AUGGAUUCUUCCUUCUUUUCGCAGCCUGCGAUCUCGUACUUUCAACCUUUCCAGUCUCCAUGCGGGCCAUCGCUCAUUUCCUGUGAGCCCGUGGCCUGCGAGGACUUUGGUGCCAAGUAUGAGAGCAUCUCGUCCAAGGUGUGCGGCUGGGCUGGCGAGCUUGGGAAGGACCAUGACCUAAGACAAGGAGCUGACUGUGCGCGGCUUUUCUCACAGCCGGCACCUUUCGAGGUUAGUGCAGAGUUUCCCAGCAGCGAGCUGAUUCCGACUGCACAACGGCAACCUCGUGUGGACUUCCUCAGCAGUGCCACAGCCAUGAAGAGCAUUUUUCGGGCAUCCUUUGACACGGAGUCCGAUGUGGGUGUUACGGUGCAUCGUUUGGGCGAUUGGUUGGUCAUCGAUGAUGGCAGCGAGCUUUCAUGGUCGCCAUCUCCCGGCAGCCCAGACAACACUGCAUGGACGGAACGCGUUCGCAGCGCCGAGCAGCAGCACGACGAAUGCUUGGCCAAAGUAGAGGCAGCCAGGCUAAAGCUGAUCGACUCGCAACAGUAUGUUGAGAAGGUCCGAUCCAUGUUGUGGAACGCAGAAGUGGCUGCAAAGCAAGCCGAUGACGAACUCCGCGAGGCUCUUGCAGAGGCCGAUCAGGCGGCUGCAGCUUGUGAACGCUUAAAAGCUCAAGACGCCGCACCUUUCUUUGAGUCGGCGGAACCUGACGGACGAGGCGAUACUUUCAUGGAAGAGGAUCCCACUCAAGCAGAUGCGAGCUAUCAGGAAGAUCCUGAGCUUUAUCGCAACUUCUUGGGGCACUCCAUCCGCCAGUUGCAGGACGAGCCUGCUGAAUCCGAAAGCACAAAACACAAGGAGCGCGAGGUCCACACUUCACCGGCUUGUCAAAAUGGUGAGCUGGUGCUUCUGGACAGCCCGCCCGCAUCUUUUCAUCAGGUUGGCAUCUGGAAGAUAGCCGACGAUGCUUCAGUGGUCGUUGGCAGUCGUCUGCUUUGCCUGGGGAAUUCGGAGCAUCCGAAGUUGACGCUGUAUCUGCACGACGACAGAGUGAUCUCAGACACGAUGUUGUUGGAACACUGGGUUGAGUGUCUUAUGGCUGGGGUUCCGGAGUUCGCCAUCUGCUUUCACCGGGACGGCGCUGUUCAGUCAUACUCACUGUACAAGGUGUCGGAGUUACAGAGCUUCCUUGAAGAAAGAAUGGAGCUCGGCAGGCGUGUGCAGAUGACGUUGGAAGUGCUGCGCUGGAUCAAACGACAGUGUCGACUUGAGGGCUGCAGCUAUUGGCUGUCAAAGGACAAGAAAGACUCAGCUCUAAAGCUCAUGAAGUUGCCCAGGGCCGAUGCUACUACGCCCAGCAGUGAUGCACGCCCCCUUCCGCUUUGCAGUUCCGCUGCAGCACCACAAGGGUUGGUCCUGAAAAACACUUUCCUGGACAUCCCGGAUGAGGACUCGGAGUGUGGGGACUUCCGUCGAGCCUUGAGCUGCCCAGCUCGUUUUCUCUGCGAGACCAUGGACGACCUGUCGCACGUGUCCCCUCUCUGCGGCAGAGUUUCUGCGCUCUUCUUCAGACGUGCCGUGUCCUCCCCGCCGAGCCUCGCUGCCGCGGCCGCCCACUUCUUUCGCCAGGUCUUGGACCUGGAGGCCUUUAGCACGAACUCGGGCAUCGUCUGGUCCGGAGCCGUGGACGAGACGGGAGGGCCAGCACCAGAUGGCACCGGCGGACGAGCGGCCCUGCAGGCGUACAGCCACUUGGGCCUGGCACUCUGUGAGCUGCCAAGUUUCGGCCGUGAGGAGAAUGUCUCAGAUUUCUCGGAGAACUCGGCAUCCUCGGCAUCAGCCCAAGCAGCUUCCCUGCUGGCCGGCUUGCGCAGGGACAUUCCCAUGGCGCCCCGUGGACGGGGUCGGUGUCCACACCGGAUGCUACCCCUCUGGACUGGUGCUGCCGAACUGGAAGCUGGAUGUUCUCCGCUUCUCUUUGUGGCGGUGCCUCCAUGUCCUGCGCUGCCAAGCUCGCAAGGGAGCUCUCCUACACUCCCGCAAGCUUCCUGCACGUUGGCCUUGAGCAGAACAGCGGAUGCCUUGAGCCUGCAACUUGCUGGAGAAGAUGAGAAGCGCUUCAACAUAUUGGCGCUGCCCACAGCAGCUCUUGUUCUGCUACAGCUGGCAUCAGCCGUGAUUGAGUGGAGCGAUUCCUGUGACCAUGGCUCAGAUAGGACGAGGACGCUGCUUUGGCGAGCCCUCAUCGCAGGGCAGAAGUUUGCGGCCCUGGAUGCAGCCGAUCCGCCGAGGCCACAACUACAACCCUUCUUCACAUCCUUGCCGUCUAAGGAGGAGCUUCUGGUUCGCUUCGAGCAUCUCUGUGGGCGUGCAUUGCUGCUGUUUGCAAGCUCGCAUGACAAGGCCAGGAGAGCUUCGCCAUCGCAUGAUCCGCCUGAGGCAGCCGCUUGGGAUGAGUUGGACAGCCAGCUGCGCAGGUUAGAAACCUGGCUGGACGUGCAGAACUCCGAGGGCAAGGUUGAGGCGGCUCUGGCUCGUCUCUUUCCAGAUCAAGUGGACGAAGAGUCAAGGUGGAGCCUGUUCGAUGGCAACAAGGCCUGUGAAGUGCACCGUUGGCGCAUUCGCGCUUCGUGGCAUUUGCAGCGGAGCCUGCGCCUGCUUCCGCCCAGCAUCUUGGAGGCGAGAUCCCAGCGUUGCUGCAGCUCAUUGUUGAACGUGAUGAUGAUGACGUUGGCCACCUCGCUUUCAGAAUCUGCUGCAGGGCUUGUGGGGCAAGCGGCAGAACUGGGAGAAGAUGCGACCAAUUCAUCUUCUACCUCACUGCUGCAGGCCUUGAGGGCGGCAAACGAGCAGCUUAGCCGCGCAGAGGAUCUAGCCGAUGCUGCAGGUUACAAGGCAGCGGCAGCGCUGGCCCAGGCAAGCAGAGGUCAUCUCUGUGCCCUGGCUGCUGAUUGGAUUGUGGAUGCAGUUCGUCGAGGAGCGCAUGAUCCAUCCGAGCAGGCUGCCGUGCUCCAGAGUUUGCUGGAGGAGGAAGAAGAGGAGGAGGAGGAGGAGUUGUCACUGAGCGACGGUCAGGGUGUGAUGCUUCUGGUGGGUCGACUUGGUGACCAAGCUGUGGCAGAGACGUAUGCUGCCAUGCGCAGCAUCGAUUCCGUGGUCGAGCCUGACGCGGCGACAGUGCUUGCACUAAUGACAAGUGGAGCUCUCCAGGCAGCCGUCGAUCGCCUUCGACUGCUACCUCCUCCGGAAGUCUCGGAGGAGCAACGUCGUCAAGUUGUCCUCGACAUGCUUGGGCAAGCCGUCCAAUUGCUUCCCGGAGAAGGAGCCACAGCUGCCAGCACGGUUGGCGCUUGUGUGGACCGGCAAUGCGCCAUGCUGUCCGCCCAAGCGCACCUGGCUCUAAGCAAGGUCCAUGCUGGCCUGGAAACGAGCAGCUUGGCUUGUCACGACAGGCCGAGCCGACAGCCUCACAAGACGGCACCCUGGCAUCUGGACAGAGUGCGGUCUGCUUUGCACAGAGCCUCGGAGCCUGUCCGGCCGGAAGACCGAACUGUGGUGACUGCAAUGCUGAUUCAGGUCCAUCUGCUUCAUGCUAGCUUCAUCAGCGUCGGGCUCGUGCCGACCAAAAAGAGGCAACACGAGCGCAGUCUCGAAGAACUGCUAGCCGCAAGCCGCCUCGCUGCCAGUGAAGACGGUGCAAGUGGAGUAGCAGGUGAUCGCAUGCUGCCUUUGCCGCUGAAGACUGUGUGGGAGAAGAUCAAGACCUUGGUGCUUGACCAGGUGCGCCACGUGCUGCGGUUGCUGUGUACAGGAAAGCCUUCAAGCUCCAACGAAGGAUGGAAAAGCCUUUAUCGAUUUGCGCUCAAGCUCGAGCCGCAUCAACUUUCCGAGUUGGUCAGUGCCUACGACAAGACCGCAAUCUGA
This is a messenger RNA of Symbiodinium sp. CCMP2456, 3927 nucleotides long. NCBI's taxonomy places the organism in Eukaryota, Dinophyceae, Suessiales, Symbiodiniaceae. The record is from the annotation of a GenBank genome assembly.